Messenger RNA from Emiliania huxleyi CCMP1516, 723 nucleotides. RefSeq lists its product as hypothetical. Lineage: Eukaryota; Haptophyta; Isochrysidales; Noelaerhabdaceae. The record is from RefSeq and is a predicted model, not a curated record. The transcript has a single exon. Gene Ontology annotation, molecular function: ADP-ribose diphosphatase activity. The annotation marks the transcript as partial.
CGCUUCCCGGUCGAGGACGCAAAGGUGAGCUGGAAGGUGCCCUGGCCAGAGUACUCGCCGGUGCCCUUCGUGGCCCCCUCGGUGCUCGCGGCCGAGCGGAGCGACACCAACCCGAACGGCUGGGCCGACAGCCCGCGGCCGAACCUCGCGGAGCUCAAGCACCGCCUCUCGUGCGAGGGCCCCCUCUUCUUCGACGCGGACCAGCGGCCAGUCAACCCGCGCGGCCGCACCGGCGUGUGCGGGCGGGGCAUGCUCGGCAAGUGGGGGCCCAACCGGGCCGCCGACCCGAUCGUGACGCGCUGGAAGCCCGGCGACAAGCGGAAGCUGCAGAUUGUCGCCAUCCAGCGCGGCGACACGGGCGUCUGGGCGCUGCCGGGCGGGAUGGUGGACGCGGGCGAGGUUGUGUCGGUGACGGUGCGGCGCGAGUUCGCCGAGGAGGUGGGCAACAUGGCCUCCGACGCCGAGCGCGCCGCCUUCAACGCGGCCGUCGACGAGCUGUUUGCGCACGGCGAGGUGGUGUACCGCGGCUACGUCGACGACCCGCGCAACACGGACAACGCGUGGAUGGAGACGACGGCGUUCCACUUCCACUGCACGGCCGACCUCGCCGUCCAGCUGCCGCUCCGCGCGGGCGACGACGCGCACAACGUGACCUGGCUCGACGUGGACGACGCCGAGCCGCGCUACGCCGCGCUGUACGCCUCGCACAAGGACUGGGUGGAC